UUUAUUUCUUUAGCUCACUCCGGUCUACGUAUCCAAAGCUGAAAACCACACCUUCAUCUCCGGUGAAGCUAAUCUCACAGUUUACACCAAUGGCGGUAGCUCCCUUCUCCACCAGUUUAUUCCCGCCAUUUCCUUCUAUCUUCAAAACCUCAUUAUUCACCACUAAAUCCUUCAAAACUCGUUCAACUCCCUCCCUCAUACUCUCCCAAUUUUCACUCGAAACCCACCACAAAAAACCUCCAACCGCCGACCCACCCGAAUUCGACGGCACUGGCGCCGCCGCGCCCACCCGAGGCGACCGAUUCCUCGAACACCAUCAUUCCGUCGAAGCUGUAAAUUUCGUGCUCAAAGAGAACAAGAAGAAUCGGAAAAAAAAGAAGGAUAAGGCGUUGAAGGUUUCUUUGGCGGUUGCUUCUUGUUAUGGCUGUGGUGCUCCGUUGCAGACCUUGGAAUCGGAUGCUCCGGGUUAUGUGGAACCGGAAACCUACGAAUUAAAAAAGAAGCAUCACCAACUUAGAAGAGUUAUAUGUGGGAGGUGCCGCCUCUUAUCUCAUGGUCACAUGAUAACUGCUGUGGGUGGAAAUGGAGGUUAUUCAGGGGGAAAGCAAUUCGUUACGGCCGAGGAGCUUCGAGUAAAGCUCUCUCACUUACGUUACGAGAAGGCUUUGAUUGUGAAAUUGGUUGAUAUAGUUGACUUUAAUGGAAGUUUUUUGGCACGUGUGCGUGAUCUUGCUGGUGCAAAUCCAAUAAUACUGGUGGUCACUAAGGUCGAUCUCCUUCCCAAGGGGACUGAUCUGAACUGUAUUGGUGAUUGGGUUGUGGAGGCCACUGUCAAAAAGAAGCUUAGUGUUCUGAGUGUCCAUCUGACGAGCUCGAAGUCUUUGGUUGGAGUAGCUGGAGUAGUAGCGGAUAUUCAAAAGGAGAAAAAGGGGCGGGAUGUCUACAUUCUGGGCUCAGCUAAUGUUGGGAAGUCUGCUUUCAUCAACGCUUUGUUGAAGAAGAUGGCUGAAAGGGAUCCGGUUGCCGCAGCAGCUCAAAAAUACAGACCCAUACAAUCUGCUGUUCCUGGAACUACUUUAGGUCCAAUACAAAUUGAUGCUUUCUUAGGAGGAGGGAAAAUAUUUGACACACCUGGAGUCCAUCUCCACCAUAGGCUAGCUGCGGUCGUUCAUUCCGAAGAUCUUCCUGCCCUGGCUCCUCAAAGUCGUCUCAGGGGUCAAAAUUUCCAAGUUGAUCAAUUAGCAACUGACAAUGAAAUGGGAAGCAAGGACUUAUCCAGUGGGUUGAAUGGAUUUUCUAUAUUUUGGGGAGGUCUUGCGAGAGUAGAUUUACUAAAGGUUCAACCAGAAACAUGUUUGACAUUUUAUGGUCCAAAAGGAUUGCAGAUCCACGUGGUGCCCACUGAAAAAGCAGAUGAAUUUUACGAGAAAGAAGUAGGAAUUUCACUAACACCUCCAUCUGGAAAACAAGCAAGGGAUGACUGGAGAGGGCUCGAAGUAAUGCGUCAAUUGAAGAUAAAUUUUGAGGACGAGCAAAGGCCUGCUUGUGAUGUGGCUAUUUCAGGCUUGGGAUGGAUCACUGUUGAACGAAAGAAGUCGCUCCAAAAUAAUCACUCAGAUUUAGAAUCAUCCGUCGAUGAACUCGAGUUGGCUGUACAUGUCCCCAAGCCAGUGGAGAUUUUCGUUCGACCUCCCAUGCCCGUUGGUAGAGCUGGAUCGGAAUGGUAUCAGUACCGCGAUUUGACAGAAGAGGAAGAGGAAACAAGACCAAGAUGGUUUUUUUAGAGUCUUUUAGGCGAACGAAUUGCUACAAAGAAAAGUGACAAUGAAUCGGUUCGUUUACAGGCUUAUGAAUGUUAUUGAACUUCGAGGAAUCUGAAUUAGGCAUCUUAAUUCUCGACAUUCUAUUAACGGAGAUGCAGAUGAAAAAAAAUCAAGGAGAAAAUGUAGAGAGCACACAAAUUUGUACAAAAGAGUUGUACGGACAGAUGGACAAGAGAUGUACUAUUAUUGAAAUAGGUAUAUACCAUCGAUCAAGAGAAUUGAGAUUUGAGUUA
Messenger RNA from Cucurbita pepo subsp. pepo (vegetable marrow), 2056 nucleotides. It is a transcript of the gene NOA1, whose product is annotated as P-loop containing nucleoside triphosphate hydrolases superfamily protein. The record is from RefSeq and is a predicted model, not a curated record. Gene Ontology annotation, molecular function: GTP binding; GTPase activity. Lineage: Eukaryota; Viridiplantae; Streptophyta; Magnoliopsida; Cucurbitales; Cucurbitaceae.